ACCCACACAUACCAACCAUUCUCACGUCCGUCAACUUUGACUUGACCUGGUGCUGGUGGCCUAACCGUUGUACAAUUAAAUAACAAUCAAAACAUAAUUGCAUACGAGAGCAUUUCGCUUUUGCGAUGAGCCGAAAAACGAGUUCCCCAGCCUGGCUUUAUUUAAUUUGUGCGCGCAGUAAAAGUGCCAAGAACCACUAGUUGGUGUGUUUGUUGAGUGUGGCUAUACGGCUAUGUGUGCCCCAUUAAAGUCGGGCUACGCAAUUUGCAUGAGCGACAACUUCGAAUCUUUUGAAUGUUUAUAGUACGCCAUGACUCAACGCUGAACAAUUUCGUGGCCGCGUGUGUGAGUGCGUCGCUGAGAAAUCGUUUCUUGCUUGACUGAUAAUUCCUGCGAUCCGCGCUUAUUGUUCAUUUAGUUUUUGGUAUUUCUUGUGCCUGUUGUAACUGCUAUACGGGAUGGAUCGCUUGCAAUAAUAAUCAUAAAGUGAAAGCACCAACCUAGCAUGACACGGCUCAAUUGGGCCGCUUAACGCUUUCAUUCAACCCACAAGCGGUCUGGACUCGAAACCCAUUCGAACAUAAACCAAGAACUAGAACUCCGCACCACAUCGCACCGCUCCGCUUCGCAUCGCACCACUGGCCUCCUCCAAAAGGGGAACCAAGGCCACCCUCCCGCUUGCCAGCAUAAUUUCUCUCAAAAAACCGCACUCACAUAUACAUAUCUUCCACCAUCUUCGACAACGACCGCAACCGAAUAACACGAAUAAUGAAUUAUCAGAAGGCCAGUGAAAAGCAGUCGCCGUCCUCAUUGAAGAAGCGGCCGCCGGGCAACGGCAAUAGCAUACAAAACUUUUGGAACGAACGCAUUAUGGAGCGCUUCAUAAAGGCGAAUCUAUUCAUUAUCUGCUGCGUGGUGGCGGUUCUUCUGCUGAUCGUCUAUCUGGGGGCCUUUUCGUGUGAGGUCUCUUGGAUACUGGAGGCCCACGGGGAGCUGCCCUUCGCCGCCUACACACUCUGCUCGCUCUACUUCGUGAUGUUCGUGGCCACGACGAUCCUCAUCCACGGCCUGGUCAGCGGGCUGUGCUGGCCCUUGUUCGCCUGGUCGGGGAUCAUCGGCCUCCUCUCGAUCCCCGAGCUCGUCUUUGUCAUGAUCAUGACCACACAGCACUGGGGACUACAAUCAGUGCACGGACUGACGGAGCUGACCUCGUAUCUGAUUCGCCUGAUCAUCAACUGCUUCGCGCUGAUCUGUGUGAUUCCCACGGGCAUCCGGUGGCGCCGGGAGACCCAGGUGUUGAGCCAGCUGCAAGGAUUGGCCACUCGGCUCUCCCUGCAAACGCCCGCACCCAGUGUUCCGAUGACCAAAGCGGAUUCCCGACGGUCGAGCCAGCGACUAAGUGGAUUCGAGAACGCCGGCUACCAGCUGUGCGAUGAGACGGUUGGUAAGAUGCCCCUGGGUCCCGGCAUGGGAUUGGGUAUGAACAACCAAUGCGGCGGCAGUCAGGCGUUCGGCUCCCAGAACGAGUUUAACGCCAGCAUGUUUGCUCCGGCUCUGGCACAGCAGUUCAACAACGCCACUCUGAUGCAGCGAGGCGUGGCAGGAGGAGCACCAGGUGGCCAUCGCGCCCAGUCCCUGAUGGAUCUGCGCUGCACUCUGCCGGGAAUGUACAAUCCGCGACAUGUGCUCGAUACGGAGGACAAGAACGCCAAGUACUUCAACAUAACCAUCGACGAUUUGAAGAACAAUCUGCAAGACUCGCACCGACCAUCGCCGCCAUCGCUGAUUGGCUCCGCUAGCAAUGAUCCCAUAUACUGCUCGAUCGAACCCAAGCAGUUGACACCGCCACCCGCUCAGCAAAGGAGCCACAAUCGUCCUCGCGGAAGCCACAAACAACCGCCACCGGGCAAGCUUUCGAGGAAUUGCGUUUCGCUGGAAAACCUGGACGGGAUCAGCAAGGUGCAGAACGACCUAAACGCCUACGGGAAUAAUCUCCUCCAGAACUACACGCAGCAACAGCAGUACUACCUGGCCAUGUUGCUGCACCAGCAGCAGCAGCAACAGUUGCACCACCAACAGGCGGCUGGGAUCUACCGCAGGCCUUCCAACUGCAGUUCCUCGGGCGGAUUCGCCGGCACCGUCCUGGCACAACCGAUGCAGCGACGUGGUUCCACCCACAGCCAGCAGAUGCAGUAUUACGGAGGCUUUGGCUAUGCCAACUACGCCAACCCGUACAUCACGACAAACAGCAAGCUCUCGCUGGGCAACGAGUCCGACGACUACCGGAAGUACCGCGAUGUGGCCCUCUGAGACCGGGGUUCAGGAACCCUGGAAAAGAUCCCCAAUCGAUCAUCAGUCAGCGCUUAGGUUACAAUCACUAGUUGUAGGACAUGCUCGACCUAGAAUGAGAUUCCUCGGAAUAACGACCAAAGAGCCACAAACUAACUCAGUUUCAGUUCGUAGACUAACGUUACACUGGGAGAAUCCUAUGCCACGUUUAUACGCCGAUUAUAUUUGCCAGUACAAGAUUCAAAUUAAUAAUGCCACAAAUACAAAAUUUACGGGCACGCCUCAUUGCAAAUAAAAAGGUUCUAAGUGAGAAACUCCACAGUAAAAUCGGUAAGAUAUAAUUUUAAUAGCAAAUAAACAGUAACAAAAAAUGUGAUUGUAGACUUUUUCACAGUAUAAUUUCUUUGACAAACAAUUUUUGUUGCAAAUAGCUGGCGUAUAAACUUAGUAAUAGAGUAACUGGUUAAAUCAUCGUGACUUCUUACAACAAAUCCCGAAGUUUAGCUUUAAGAAUCGACCACAAAUCGACAUUGACAUUAAUUGUUUAUUAUAUGUAGUUGCUAAGAAAACGGAUAACAAUACUCUGAUCGACAGUCUAAUCAAACGAUCAAAACCUGUACAUAAUUGUAAUAAAAGGCAUUCAUGUUUUUACUCGAAA
Drosophila rhopaloa is the source of this 2947-nucleotide messenger RNA. RefSeq lists its product as uncharacterized. The transcript has 4 exons. Lineage: Eukaryota; Metazoa; Arthropoda; Insecta; Diptera; Drosophilidae. The coding region runs from base 769 to 2310 and encodes 513 amino acids. The record is from RefSeq and is a predicted model, not a curated record.